Ilyonectria robusta is the source of this 1576-nucleotide messenger RNA. RefSeq lists its product as uncharacterized. The transcript has 4 exons. Gene Ontology annotation, biological process: regulation of DNA-templated transcription. Bases 65 to 1546 code for a protein of 493 amino acids. Gene Ontology annotation, molecular function: zinc ion binding; DNA-binding transcription factor activity, RNA polymerase II-specific. NCBI's taxonomy places the organism in Eukaryota, Fungi, Ascomycota, Sordariomycetes, Hypocreales, Nectriaceae. The record is from RefSeq and is a predicted model, not a curated record.
CUUGAAUCAGACUCUGGUGAUGAUGUUCAGGAUUUCUUUCCCAUCAGGGUAACGCCAGAUUAAAAUGAAGGUGCGAAAAACGACCGUGUGUGACAAUUGUAGGACUCGGAAGCUUGGCUGCGAUGGCAAACGCCCGGCCUGUUCCCAAUGCUCCCUCCGAGGGCGCGAAUGCCCGGGAUAUCAAACCGAGUUGAUCUUUCGUGAUCCCCUAACGCCAAGACCGCCAUCCUCAGAACGGAAGGGAAUCCAGACUAAAAGACGGAAUAAGCCCGCCAAGAAACCUCAUGCUUCUACUCAACCCAUCUUUAACCACAGCCCAACCACUAUUAGCCGCACGCUAAGUUGGCCGUUGAGUGACAUCAUCUCCUUGUGCGCUCAGAACUUUGUCCCGGAAUGCGAACUUGUGUUCGCAUCGAGCAACCCAGCCGUAUCACAAUCACGAAUAUGCGGCUCCUGGAUCGAAGUGCUGCCAUCUUUGAUCCAGAAAGAAGAACACCAGCACCUGCUUUCGCUGGCUAUCAAAGCCCUGGGCGUCUCCAUAGUUGCCAGAGGAUCUGAUGGCCGGGCACCAGUGUCCGAUGCAUUGGAAGCACAAUGUGGAGCGUUGCACGCUUUACGAGAUACAAUCCGGCAUUAUACCUCCUCAUCUUUCAACGCUCUCGCUGCAGCCAUGAUGUGCUUAUAUCUCUCAGAGAUGAUGGUACCUAGCGCACAUGCUGGCUACGCCGUGCAUGGAAAAGGAAUCAGUGACUUGAUUCAGCUACAUGGACCGCAAUUUUACAAAUCAGGCAUUUCCCACAAGCUUUUUGUCGGAUUUCGCCCGCUUCUCAUUAUUGAUUCCUUCCAAACCCGGACGUCCAGCUUCCUCUCCGGCGAUGAAUGGAAAAACGAGCCAUUCCGCAUCAUCCCCACAACGCCUCUUCAAGCACUUAUGAAUGAUGCCAGCAUACUGCCAUCACUUCUCGAAAGACUGGAUAAUUCGAAAGGUGGAUCGCUCAGUCAAAUGGAGGCAAUUGCACAAGACUCACUAUUUCAAUUCAUUGGAAUGAUUGAUGUUCUCGAUAGGUGGUAUCAUCGGACCUUAGCCACUUCCAACCAGAGUUCGUGGUGGCAAGUGUCCAAAACAGGCGAUGGACAUUGUCUCUGGUUCCCGAGCAUCUCAAUGGCCAAUUGUCUUACACACUAUUGGGCGUUUUGGGUCUUGUGCGUUACUCAAAUCAGGCAGUUGAGAACCAUGUAUCCAAGUUUGAUGGAUAUGCUGAUCGAGGUGGACGGCCACAGCCCAGAGAGUGACCACGUCUCCCAGAAACUGGGAGACAUGGCGAAAUGGAUCCUAUUGAGUGUCGAGUUUCUGAUGCAAGACAAGAUGAAAUACUUUGGAAUCGCUUCCGCAUCUUUUCCUGUCCAAACAGCAUGCGGUGUUCUGGAAAUGGACAUGGACGGAGGAAAAGGUGCGGAUGACUGGAUACCUGCGAGGGUCAUGCAAAAUAUCUUUCAGCAUGGAUACCAAGAUGUCAUAUGGCCUGUCCUGCCGCUAGUAGCAUAGGUAUCAAAUUUACCCCCUUCGCAAGCUGAA